Molecule: messenger RNA, 400 nt
Organism: Gongylonema pulchrum
Lineage: Eukaryota; Metazoa; Nematoda; Chromadorea; Rhabditida; Gongylonematidae
Source: the annotation of a GenBank genome assembly
AGUGGUGGUUCCUCAGCAGCCGCUGGUGAUAGCGGAAGUGGUGCAGUGACUGGCAACCAGGUCAGUGCUUCUGGUGACGCUCCUUGCACUCAUGGCUGUCAGAAUUCUGAAUGUGAUUACUGCAAUUUUGGCUGUAUUCGUUUAUUGCGACGCUCACGCUCAUUUCCCAAUUUAUCGUGCUUCGUCAGCCUCAUUCGAGCACCAUCUUUCGAUUGGGAGGACGAUUCUCUACUGGAAGGUGGUUCGUCACUGUGGACAAGCACAGAUUCGGGAUGUUCAUCGGACGGUGAUACUGGCGACUCAUUGCAACAGAGUGGCGUUGUCGAGAAGCAAAAACUGUUGGAAAGAGCUAUCGAUUUCGAGGAUUGCAUUCGUUUUGUUGCAGCGCAAUCCUGAGUGA